Molecule: messenger RNA, 2501 nt
Organism: Hyposmocoma kahamanoa
Lineage: Eukaryota; Metazoa; Arthropoda; Insecta; Lepidoptera; Cosmopterigidae
Product: membrane-bound alkaline phosphatase-like
Exons: 5
Coding region: 156-1784 (542 amino acids)
Biological process (GO): dephosphorylation
Molecular function (GO): alkaline phosphatase activity
Source: RefSeq, a predicted model, not a curated record
AUACAAGGCUCCACACUUUUACUUAUCUACCAAUAUCUACUGGGCAAUAAAGAUAAUUUGGAAAAAUAUUGCUGUUGAUAAUAUUAUUAUUAAUCUGAUAACAAUACUUGGACAAUAACGGCACAGAGAUCGUGUAUUUUACUUUCCUCGUUAACAUGAGGACCGAUUGGUGCGCAAUAUUAGCCGUGGUGGUAGCAGCCGUUGCAGUCCGUGCUAACCACUACCACCCGGAACUUAAAUUCAAUAACAAAGCAACCCCCAACAAUGCUGCAGAACAAACACCUGACUACUGGAGAAAUGAAGCAAAAGAAGGCAUCGAAAAACGAUUGCGCCGAUUACAAAACAAUAACAUAGCUCGCAAUGUCAUCAUGUUCCUAGGCGACGGUCUUUCCGUGCCCACGCUAGCCGCUGCUAGGAUUUUAAAAGGACAGCGCGCAAACCGAACUGGUGAAGAAACAGAAAUGUUUUUCGAAUCAUUUCCCACUGUCGGUCUGUCCAAGACAUACUGCCUAGAUGCUCAAAUCGCUGAUUCUGCAUGCACAGCCACCGCAUACUUAACUGGCGUGAAGAACAAUUAUGGUACUACUGGAGUAACGGGUGCAGUGAAAAGAUACGACUGCGAGGCUUCUACGGAUCCUUCCACCCAUUUGGAUUCGAUUGCCGCAUGGGCUCUUGCAGAAGGGAAAGACGCAGGUAUCGUGACGACAACACGAAUUACGCACGCGUCCCCGUCUGGUGCAUAUGCUAGGAUAGCCGACCGAGAUUGGGAAAACGACGGAAAAGUUAUCGACAAAAAAUUUGAUCCUAAAGUGUGUCCUGACAUCGCUUAUCAGCUCAUACACACUGAGCCAGGAAAACAGUUCAAGGUAAUUUUGGGAGGUGGAAGGAGAGAGUUUUUGCCAGAGAACUUCACCGAUGAGGAAGGUUCCAAUGGGCUUAGGAGGGACAAUCGAAAUCUCAUCGAAGAAUGGGCAGCUGACAAAGCAGCACAGAACGUGAUUCAUCGCUACGUAUGGAACCGUUCUCAGUUAAUGAGUCUGCGUGACAAUCCACCGGAAUACAUACUAGGCUUAUUUGAAUCCAGUCACAUGCAUUAUCACAUGGAACGAAAUAGACAAACAGAGCCAACACUAGCAGAACUUACAGAAGUCGCAAUUAACUCCUUGAGACGCAAUGAAAAGGGUUUUUUUUUGUUUGUAGAAAGUGGUCGUAUCGAUCACGCACAUCACGACAAUUAUGUACAACUGUCUCUAGACGAGACUCUGGAAUUUGACAUUGCGAUAAAAAAGGCAGUGGAAAUGCUCGGGGAGGAAGAUACAUUGAUGGUGGUAACCGCUGAUCACUCACACGUUAUGGCCUUUAACGGAUAUUCGGUUCGAGGACAUGAUAUCCUGGGUGCAGCGGAAGAAUAUGGACAUGACAAUAUACCCUUUCAAACUAUCUCAUACACUAACGGACCCGGGUACCGGAAGCCAGUAAACAACACUAGAGUUGAUGUCACAACCGAAGAAAACUACAAGGACCUAAGGUGGAUGACCCAUGCGGAAGUGUACAGGGACGACGAAACCCACGCUGGUGAUGACGUAGCGGUAUUCGCCACAGGACCCUAUCACCACCUGUUCACUGGACUGUAUGAGCAAAGUCAGAUUCCCAUGAUCAUGGCGUACGCUGCAUGCAUCGGUCCCGGACUGCAUGCUUGUAGCAGCGCUGUUCUGAACCAUCCGCUAUCUUUGCCAAUCUACAUAAUUAUUUUUCUUUAUAUUGUUCCGCGUUAUAUGUUGUAGGGACCUAUGUAUAAGUUCGUAAUCGGAUAAUGUUGAACGACUUAUAGUAAUCGAUGUCGAAAAUGAUGCGACACAUCGAUAUUUAUGGAAGUACUGAUAUCAAAUCAAUAACAAACAAAAAGACCGGUUAAUUGUUUACAAAAUGUAAGUAAUUGUUGAUCAUGACGUUUGAUUUAGUUAGUUGCUAGUUUCCUACGAAUGUUAAUCUAUAAUCCAACUCAAAAAGAUCCUAAGAUAUUAAACAAUUACUGAUAAAUACAAUUGAUAAGCUGUUUACUAUUUUCCUUUUGGUAACAGUUUGUUAUUUGAGAUACUGUUACUAGAUAUGAAUACUGACGAGUAUUUUGGCAAUAACUUUUUAAUCAUACUUGCUCGUGUAACGUGAGCCACAUAUAAUGUGAGCCAAUCUUUGCAGUAUUUUUAUCAUACGGCUCUCGAUAGUUACUUUUCUUUUAACACGGACAAACAGCUGGCUCGGCCACCGCCGUUUUCUUACGCCGCGAGCCCAAAAGCAGUGGACUUUUUGGUUUUAUUUAUUAAAAAUAAUAUAAAAAACAGUCGGCUUUAUUUUAUUUACCAUAAAUGAUACCUCAUAGAAACCACGGCAUACAUAACUGUAAACUGUCGCGUUGCGUUAUACUAACAUUUUAAAAUAGGAAGAAACGACGAGAUAGUAGCUAGGUUUGCUAAUACCUAUUAAAAUGUCUACGUGCCCUA